UGCCAACAUAUAAACUGACAUGGCGUCCCUUCUAACAGACCCCUUGUUUGAAGUCUCUGGACGGGGACCUGCACCCAUUCAGAGCUUUUAUCAUUUUUCUGUCACUAAGUCAGAUGUGAUAUGGAGAUGGUGGAAGAUAUCUCCAAGAAUUGUAGACAGGUACUCCAAGCCAGGGGAGCUGAAGCAAUCCCAUGAGGACUUCUUGGAUGACACUUGGCUGCACAGUGAGGUCCGCAUGGUUUUCGGCCUUCGAAUCUUAGAGUACACCACAGCUUUGUGCCGAGGCCAUUAUGAUUAUCUGGAGCACUUGUCUGAUUCCUUACUUCUGCGGAUAAUAAAUUAUCUGGAGCUUGAGGAUGUGGGUCAGCUGGGACGAACAUCACGCAGGUUCAGAAAGCUGUGUGGAUCAGAGGAGUUUUGGGAACAGGCGGUGCAUCGGCAUUGCAACACCGUUUCGGCUGAGGUGGCAUCUCUGGCAGUAGAAGUGGGGUGGCGUACUAUUUUCUUCACCAACAAGUUACAGUUGCAGAAGUUGAUCAGCCGCAGGAGGCUCAAGACCAAGGGGCAGACUCCUGACUCAGACACGAAAGAAGAAGAAUCUCCUGGCGAAAGCUUGGAGACAAAUCAGGCAUUCUGUUCUGAGGAGUCUGACCUUGACAUCUGCAGUCUUAAACCUGGCACUGGCACUGGCAGUGGCUUGGAUUCCAGCUCUCGCUGUGAUGUUGACCCUGAUCCUGGUUCUGAACCACAGUCUGGCUCUGAUUCAAGCAACUCUGUGACUGACCAGUUCUUGGAGGGCACAAGGUAUCAGGUUGAAACCCUUACUCAGAGCAGAGUACUGAGCAGUGGAGUAGGAGACUACAGUACAGAUCCAGACAAGAUACUGAGUUAAUCCUUUUAUCAGAUGUCCCCUAGUCAUGUGGUUUAGGUUUACUGUUAAAGUAAUAUGCUGUCUCUGCAUAUUCAGCGUCCAUAAAAUUAGUUGUGUGUAGUUUAUCUAAAGAUGUUUUCUUUCAUUGAUAAAAUGUAAACUAAUUUGUGCUUGUUUUAUCAUCUGCAGUUUGUUGUUCCAUAACUUUUCUCACUUAGCAAUUGAGCAUAGUCCAAAAUUGCUGUAAAAUACAUUGUGGAAGUGUGUAGCUAAUGUAAAACAUUGUAGGUUGAAAAUAGAAAUAAAUUUAAUCUAAAACAUGCA
Maylandia zebra (zebra mbuna) is the source of this 1195-nucleotide messenger RNA. It is a transcript of the gene fbxo36b, whose product is annotated as F-box protein 36b. The record is from RefSeq and is a predicted model, not a curated record. Lineage: Eukaryota; Metazoa; Chordata; Actinopteri; Cichliformes; Cichlidae. Gene Ontology annotation, molecular function: protein binding.